UCUUGUUAACACAUUGGGGAAUAAACUCAACUAAACGCUACACAAGUUCCGCGCGCACACUCAAGAGAGAGAGAGAGAGAGAGAGAGAGGGGCAUGGCGACUCUUGAUUCCGACGUGGCGAUGAUUCCCGCUGGCGAUCCUUCGAGCAGUGCCGGUCCUUCUUCCAAGAAGCCCAAGCGCUUCGAGAUCAAGAAGUGGAACGCCGUUGCUCUCUGGGCUUGGGAUAUAGUUGUCGAUAACUGUGCUAUCUGCAGGAACCACAUCAUGGAUCUAUGUAUUGAAUGCCAAGCCAACCAGGCUAGCGCCACUAGCGAGGAAUGCACUGUGGCUUGGGGGGUUUGUAACCAUGCUUUUCACUUCCAUUGCAUUAGUCGAUGGCUUAAGACCCGUCAAGUAUGUCCUCUAGAUAACAGUGAAUGGGAGUUUCAGAAAUACGGCCACUAAAACUUUGACGGGGUUGAGCUUGUUUAGACAUUUGGACUGUCUAUCCCCCCUUUUGAAUAUUGACAGCUAUGUCUGUGUUAUUUUCUUUUGCUUGUCUACUGUGUUUAUCUUCAAGAAAGCCGUUUGUCUAAUGGAAUUCGGUAUACACUAACGGUAACAUGUACAGUUAAUAUUGUAAUGUUUAGAUUUGUGUUUCAUUUGCCCC
Messenger RNA from Gastrolobium bilobum, 649 nucleotides. Its product is annotated as RING-box protein 1a. NCBI's taxonomy places the organism in Eukaryota, Viridiplantae, Streptophyta, Magnoliopsida, Fabales, Fabaceae. Gene Ontology annotation, biological process: protein ubiquitination; ubiquitin-dependent protein catabolic process. Gene Ontology annotation, cellular component: nucleus; cullin-RING ubiquitin ligase complex. Gene Ontology annotation, molecular function: ubiquitin protein ligase activity; cullin family protein binding; zinc ion binding. The transcript is spliced from 5 exons. The coding region runs from base 94 to 444 and encodes 116 amino acids. The record is from RefSeq and is a predicted model, not a curated record.